AUGCGUUCCUACAACACAAAUUAUUCAAAAGAUUGUACAAAUUUUAAAGCUUUUAAACCAACACAACGAGUGAAGAAGGAAAAACGUAUUUUAAGAUUUCCUAGCUCCAGAUCGAGAAAAACUCUGUCCUUGAUGACAUCAGAACGCACCGACCUGUUGAUGAAACUAUUCUCAACACCGCCCUGGGGAAGGGUGAAACACACACGCUAUCGAGGUCUCCGAGACACGAUUUCACAGCUCCUACAAAACCAGCUUAAAAUACUGCGCAGAACGCGAUUUAGAAGUCGCUACCUUUCCCCUUGCUGGUUUUACUUCCCGGCAGCGAAGGAGCUCAUCGCGUGUCCGCGCGGAAGAGACGGGCCCGGGGCAGCGCCCCCCGCCCCCCCCCCGGGCGGGGGCGGCCGCCGCCCGCCCCACCGGCGCUGCCUCUGCCACCAGCGCCGGACCGUCUGCCUCCGCACACCCCACGUCACCUGCCGGGCGGCCUCCAACGUGCUGGUAAAAACCAUCAGCUUCAUGAAAAACCUCCCUUCCUUCCACCUGCUGCCGCGAGAGGAUCAGCUCCUGCUGCUGGACAGCUGCUGGGUUCCCCUCUUCCUCCUGGGGCUGGUCCAGGAGAUGGUGACCUUCGAGGUGAUGGAGACCCCGGCCCCCAGCAUGCUCAAGAAGAUCCUCCUCGACGGCCAAAGCAAACAUCGGGAGCCCGAGCGGACGCAGCCCACGCUGGCCGCCGUGCAGCGCCUCCAGCCCGAAGAGCGCGCUCCGGCCGUAAAACACCACAUCGCCUCCAUCGCUCGCACGCUCACACGGAAGCUUGCGUACCCGGCCGCACAGCUGCCUUUACAUGCCACCUCAGGGUCAUGUGGAACAACAACAGUAUGUGCUUUACGCGUGUCACACCUCGUUCUUUUCCAGACGCUUGCAGACUGA
Molecule: messenger RNA, 930 nt
Organism: Pygoscelis adeliae (Adelie penguin)
Lineage: Eukaryota; Metazoa; Chordata; Aves; Sphenisciformes; Spheniscidae
Exons: 3
Coding region: 1-930 (309 amino acids)
Biological process (GO): circadian rhythm; negative regulation of transcription by RNA polymerase II
Cellular component (GO): nucleus; cytoplasm
Molecular function (GO): transcription corepressor activity; transcription factor binding
Source: RefSeq, a predicted model, not a curated record